UGCGUUUCUGCUCAUACUAAAGUAAUACUUUCUGAAUAACUCCUCUCUGGCCUGUUGAGUCUCAAGUCGAGGGAAACAGUGGGAGCAGAGAGCGAUCUGAACUGUAUCUGUGGAUUAUAAAGAUGCUUUAGAUGUAGUUUAUGUUCUUUUGUUUACGGAACGCAGAGGAUGCAUUAUUCCGCAUCCCAGCCCGGGACAUUAUGUUAGGGUAAUGUUUUCAUCUGUUUUUUGUUUUUGUUUUUUUGUUCUGUUGGACUUGGAACCCAGUUUGUGUUUGUUUUAAAAGAGAUUUACAUCAUGCACGAUGCCUAAAACGGUUCUAAAAGGAUUUUAAGACAGUGAGUUGCAAGUGUUUGCCGGUGUCGUGUUUCUGCUGGACGGGAUUUAUGGAAGUAUAUUUGCGGCUGAAUAUUGUGGUUUUGCGGAAUAAUGAAACGACAUAAAUGUUGGGAUGUUGGAGAAUAAUACAACAAGGGUAUAUUACAAUAUGAAAGUAAUCCCUAAUACUUUCUUUUAGAGUUACAAAUGUUGCAAAUACGAUUAUAAACUCAUUGUUUUAUUUUAUCUGAAACAUAAACCAUUCCUGCCUUCUACUUUGUGGUCAGUAAGGUUUAAAUCUUUUCCUCAGAAUUUGACCAAUAGCCUCAAAACAGUCGCCAUAGGCUAUGAGUACUGUUGUGCUGUAUAACCUGAUUUAAGGCUAUAGGGUACAUACCAAAGAGGCUGAAAACAGUCCUUUUUGUGUUAGAUUUGAUCAGUAAAGAAUUCUGCACUUUGAUAUGAAGUAAGGAAGCUGUUUGUGUGGCCCAUUUUGUGUAUCUGCCUUGAUAUUGCAAAUAAAAGACAACAAAAUGUCACUUAGAGCCAAAGCCCUCUACACAUUCCAAAGUGAAAACAAGGAAGAGAUAAGCAUCCAGGAGAAUGAAGAGCUGGUGAUUUUUGAUGAGAACUCUGUGGACGGUUGGUUACAAGGCGAGAACAGUCGAGGAGAACGAGGGCUCUUCCCAGCCUCCUAUGUGAACAUAAUCCGGUGCCGUUCUGGGUCCAACCUGACGGAUCAAUCCCUCAGCUCUCCUGAAAGUUCUCCUGGAAAAGAUAUAUCGUACAUUAACACCCCACCUACGACCCUACUGAGUGAUGAUGAUGAUGAUUGGGACGACUGGGAUGACAGCUCAACGGUCGUUGACGACGAAGAUCCACAGAGAGGGAUGGGUGCCAAUGGGCAUUCCCACCAGAGGGGGUAUUCCAACCCAAAUGUCCACUACCGCGCCAAGCCGUACAUGGAACGCCAAGACAGCAUGUCCAGCAACAGAAAGGGUAGCAUGGUGGGCAGGAACUUGAAUCGUUUCUCCAGUUUCGUGCGUUCAGGAGUGGAGGCCUUCGUACUUGGUGACGUGCCCAUGAUGGCCAAAAUCGCUGAGUCUUAUUCAAUAGAAAUGGGCCCACGGGGACCCCAAUGGAAGGAGAGCCCUCAGCCCUUUUCCUGUUCCAUUGAAGACCCUACAAAACAGACAAAGUUCAAGGGUAUCAAGACUUACAUCUCAUACAGAGUGACCCCUAGUCAUACUGGCAGUCCGGUGUACCGACGCUACAAGCACUUUGAUUGGCUAUACAACAGACUACUGCACAAAUUCACGGUCAUAUCCGUGCCCCACCUUCCAGAAAAACAAGCCACAGGCCGUUUCGAGGAAGAUUUCAUUGAGAAGAGGAAGAGGAGACUAAUAUUAUGGAUGGACCACAUGACCAGCCACCCGGUUCUAUCACAAUACGAGGGUUUCGAACACUUUCUAAUGUGUGCAGAUGAUAAACAGUGGAAGCUCGGUAAGAGAAGGGCGGAAAAGGACGAGAUGGUCGGUGCUCAUUUCAUGCUCACCUUCCAGAUACCCAACGAGCACCAGGAUCUUCAGGAUGUUGAGGAGCGCAUUGACUCCUUCAAGGUGUUUGCAAAAAAGAUGGACGAUAGUGUGAUGCAGUUGACGAAUGUUGCUUCAGAAUUGGUUCGUAAACAUCUAGGAGGCUUCAGGAAAGAGUUUCAAAGGCUUGGGAAUGGUUUCCAGUCCAUCAGUCAAUCAUUCUUGUUGGAUCCUCCAUACAGCUCAGACGCCCUCAGCAACGCCAUCUCACAUACCGGACGAACCUACGAGAACAUUGGCGAGAUGUUUGCAGAGCAGCCCAAAAACGACCUGUUUCAGAUGCUGGAUAAACUGUCGCUGUAUCAGGGCCUGCUGGCCAACUUCCCUGACAUCAUUCACCUGCAAAAAGGUGCAUUUGCAAAAGUUAAGGAGUCUCAGCGAAUGAGUGAUGAAGGCAGGAUGGACCAAGCGGAAGCAGACGGCAUUCGUAAACGCUGCAGGACUGUGGGUUUCGCCCUGCAGGCUGAAAUGAAUCAUUUCCAACAGCGGAGGGAGGUGGAUUUUAAAGAAAUGAUGCAGGCGUACCUGCGGCAACAGAUUGCCUUCUACCAGCGUGUUGGUCAGCAGUUAGAGAGAACCCUGCACAUGUACGAUAACCUCUAGGGCCUGACCUUUGACCUUUGUACCAUAAUGGAGAUAGGACACUCCUGUGGAUGGAUACACAAGGGUUGAUUUGAAAUCCAGACUGGAUAUUUUACAAGAGAAAGUAGACAUUGCACACCGCUUCUGCACUUAAAAAUGUCACUUUUAACCCCAGAAACCAACAUUAUAGUUUACUGUUUGAAACAAUGUACAUGUAAAGUGUAUCUUUGAUUUCGCUAUGAAGUUUAUUUAAAUGUCUGUUAGAUCAAUGUUACUCUUUUUCACAUUGUUUCAUUCGAGAGUCUAACAUGCGAGUGAUGUUACUUGUGUUUCAUCAGGUGCAGAUGCUAAUCGGACUCCAAAAACCACAGUGUAACACUUCACGUCUUAUUAAGUACAAUGUAAACUACAAAUCUGAAUCUUGUCGCAGAUAAUUGAAAAGUCGCUCAACUCAGCAGUUUGCUAAUACAGACUUCGCUAGUUUGUUGUAAAACUAGCAUAUGACGCAGCUUGUUUACAUGAUCAUUUGCCAAAACACAUAAUUUUCUUUUUUAAAAGCACAUUGGGACAUGACAAUGUCUACUGUAAAAAAAAAAAAAAAAUCUAUAGCAUAGUAACACUGUCUUAUCUUGUUUACCGAGUUUUUGUUUGGUUUCUAUUUUAUUGUGUUUUGCUGGGUUGCCCCGCCCACAGUGAAAUCUUAUUGGUCCAAAAUUCUGUUCUAGAUAGUUGUUAAAGCCACAGUGUGUGAUUUUCCAAACAGGUUUAGCAAACACGUGUGCUUGCUGAUGUUCGAACAGAUAGUCUCGCGUUUCGGUAAAUUCAACCUACGAAUGGCUUAGGUAUAGAUCAAAUUACACACAGCUCAAAUUACACACAUAUGCUCUGAUUUCCCAUGAUUCGAACAAAAUUUAGCACAGAAGCUUGUUGCAUUGCGUCUAGCUAAGAUGAGAUGCACAUUUAGAAAUCUUUGUUUGUUAAAUUCACUAAACGUUAAACGUGAGUAGAUGAGCAGGAAAUACACACAGCAGGUUUGUGUGGCCUCUGCUCGAAUCCAGAACGUUUAAUCAGAUGAUAUGUGUAAUCCAGCUCCUCUCAGACAACAGAAAAUUCCUGAGUUUACAUAAAAAGUGAGUUACAGUGAAUCACAUGUUUGAGCCAUGUGACAUUCAUCAGAGAAUUCGAGUCAGGAUGUCCAGAGUGCUCCCAGAUGCGGUAGACAGAGUGUCCUUCCAUGAUAAUGAACGUGAAUACAAGUUGAUGUGAGUUGGAAAGACUGUUUUGUAAUUCUGGAUCUGGGAUUAAUUUUUCAAAUGUUUUUGACUGAGAUAAAUGUUUUGUAAGUUUUUUGGAAAGUCUUCCUACCCAGAGGAUAUGAAUUUCAGUCGUAAAUACUUCAGUAUUAGCAUUAGCAUCUUUAGCAAAAUAAAUGUUUGUUUGGGGUGUUUCUAAAGGCGGAAGGAAACCUACUUCUUUUCUCCUUUUUGUGUUCUCAGGAAAAACCAGAAAGGGCUUACACGUUGUGCUUGAUUUUUGUUUUCCUUCCUUUUCAUUUUUAGUUCUUAGAUAUAAGAGGUACAGGGGUUUAUAUUAGUAAGUAUCAUGGCUGCAAUCUCACUUGACUCUGUGGUGAAGAGUUGCCAUUUUACAGUGCUUUUAGAUUAAACUUGUCUCUUGUCUCAAGUUUCAGAUUGUAAACUUGGAUGCUUACUGUUUGCACACUUGUUAACACUUAAGGACCAAAGUUUUACUGAGGGUUUACGAAAAAUGUUAGAGGUUUAUCUGAGCAGGUUUGGACUUGAUUAAUCUGGACCUGACACAAAUGUUAUGUAGAAACAACUAUAGAAAUGCAUUAAUAAAUUAAGUCAACAUGAAAUUAAAAUUGAGCCUAUUUUUUUUUCUUAAUACAUGUUCUUGGUAUUAUUAUGAACAAAAUGUUAUAUUCAUAAUCGUUAAUGAAAAUAUAUAACUUGCUCCGCCUCUGAAAUGACUUUCCUUUUCGGCCGAUGUCACCGAACCUAUUUGUAAGCCCCUCCCCUUCAACCACCUGUCACAUAGAGACACAUUUUCACCAUCCAAUAAAUUCCUGGAUAAAAUCCUGCCUUUAAAGCUGAAGUAUGUAACUUUUUCUGUGUUAAAAUACUUUCUCCUAUCCCAGCUUAAGAUGCAGAGACAACUAUUAGUUAGCCAUUCAUAGGUUAAUUGUCUUGAAAUCUGUAAGCACUGUGAUUCAGUGGCACUAUGAAAAUUGCUCUGUUUGUUUUGAGCGACUUUGUUUGAGCUUAGACCCGCUUAGGGACUGUCUCUUUGUUUGACCAAUGACGGGGGGCGUAUUCAGAAAGCUGUUUUGAAAACAAAAUGUAUUUUUGCAAUUCCGUUUGGUGACACUAGUGGCACAGAAAUCACAUACUUCAGCUUUAAGUCCUGACCUACAUUAUUUUUUUCUCAGAAACUGCGAAGUACACCCCAUUACGUUAGUAAAAUUGGUCGUGAACAACAUUUCAUGUUGACUUGAAAAUAAACAUCCUGAAGAAUAUUUGUAAGUGCCUGAGAACUGACCAGUCCUGUGGUUUGCAGAAAUGUUAUUUUGGUAUCCAGAUGUUUAUAUACUAACAGGUCUAAUUAGUUAAAGAAUUACUGUCCGAUCCCUCUGGGGAUUUCCUUUCUGGUAAAGAGGGGAAAAAAGUACAGAUAAACAAAAAGCCUGUUUUCCAUUCUCUGGAAAUCUUUGGAACACAAACAGACCGAGUGUGUUGUGGUUGUGUGUCCAUUUGGCCACUUCACCCGCAUUCUGAGAUACAGCAUAGCUCAAAUGCACUGUAGAGUUCCUCAUACCAAAGGCAUACAGUUUUCCAUGACUAGACUAAUCCAAAUAUUCUGCUUUCAUUAUGGUCUCCUUGCUUUUUGUACUAGAGACAGUGGCAAUGUUUUAUCAGGGCACAUUUGAAGAUGAAUUACUCACAUUCUGAACAUAUUUAAAUGAGCAAAUAUGGAACAAACGCAAAGGAUGGACUCUCUUCUCAUUGAUCAAGAUCUGGAAUAAUCAGUUCUGGAGGGACGGCAGACCUCAUACGGAUGAUUUUGGACUCUUUUAGGACGUGUGAGAUCUUGCUCUGUGUUUACUCACUGUAAGGAGGACAGUAGAAUUUAUAUAUUGUGUAGAUUUUAUACUUUUCCACAGAUCUUGUGUUAAACGGGAUCUGAAUAAAUAGAUCUCAGAAUGGGUUGUGUCUUUUUUAU
Messenger RNA from Xyrauchen texanus (razorback sucker), 5735 nucleotides. Its product is annotated as sorting nexin-33-like. Gene Ontology annotation, biological process: mitotic cell cycle; endocytosis; cleavage furrow formation. The transcript is spliced from 2 exons. Lineage: Eukaryota; Metazoa; Chordata; Actinopteri; Cypriniformes; Catostomidae. Bases 852 to 2516 code for a protein of 554 amino acids. Gene Ontology annotation, cellular component: plasma membrane; cytoplasmic vesicle. Gene Ontology annotation, molecular function: protein binding; phosphatidylinositol binding. The record is from RefSeq and is a predicted model, not a curated record.